UUGUCUGCCACUCUUUCUUCGUUCCUCUCUCACAAUCCAAAUGCUGCACACUCAUUUUCAUCUUCAUGUCCACUUGCUUUCACCACACUCCUAUGCAUCAGCAUUUCCCUUCCAAGAUUCCCUGCUUCACUCUCCAAGAUUCCCUGCUACUGCCAUCAGAAGACGUUCUUCCGCUCUCAGACUCCGAAAUCGUGGCCGCAGUAUUAGUAGCUCGGCGACAAAUGGCGGAGAGAGUGUAAAGGAGCAGCAGAAGCCGUCGCAGCAGGCGGUCAAUAGGGCUUACCCUUACCAUGAAAUUGAACCCAAGUGGCAGCGUUUUUGGGACCAGAAUCGCACUUUUCGAACCCCUGAUGACGAUAUCGACACAUCAAAACCUAAAUAUUAUGUUCUCGACAUGUUCCCUUACCCUAGUGGAGCUGGGCUACAUGUUGGUCAUCCACUCGGGUAUACUGCCACAGACAUUCUUGCUAGAUAUAAACGCAUGCAGGGAUAUAAUGUCUUGCAUCCAAUGGGGUGGGAUGCUUUUGGAUUGCCAGCAGAACAAUAUGCUAUUGAGACAGGAACUCACCCAAAGCUAACUACGGUGAAGAAUAUCAAUCGCUUUCGCGCUCAGUUAAAAUCAUUAGGAUUCUCAUAUGACUGGGAUCGUGAAAUAUCUACCAUAGAACCUGAAUAUUACAAAUGGACUCAAUGGAUCUUUCUACAGCUUUUAAAGAGAGGAUUAGCAUAUCAGGCUGAAGUUCCAGUUAAUUGGUGCCCUGCGCUUGGCACUGUGUUGGCCAAUGAGGAGGUGAUUGAUGGUGUCAGUGAACGGGGAGGUCAUCCUGUAGUAAGAAAGCCAAUGAGGCAAUGGAUUCUCAAGAUUACUGCAUAUGCUGACCGUCUUCUCGAGGAUUUAGAUGACCUAGACUGGCCUGAAAGUGUAAAAGAAAUGCAGAGAAAUUGGAUAGGGAGGUCAGAAGGGGCUGAGUUGGAAUUUGGCAUUCUUGAUAGUGAUGGAAAGGAGCGAGACAUAAAGAUUAUUGUGUAUACUACAAGGCCUGAUACAAUCUUUGGAGCAACCUACCUAGUUGUGGCACCAGAGCAUUCCUUGUUGUCAUCAUUUGUUUCCGCUGCCCAGAGCAAACAUGUGGAGGAUUAUAUAGACCUUGCCUCAAGGAAGAGUGACCUUGAGAGGACUGAGCUUCAAAAGGAAAAGACUGGGGUAUUUACUGGUUGUUAUGCCAAAAAUCCAGCGAAUGGGCAAGCCAUUCCAAUAUGGGUGGCAGAUUAUGUUUUGGGGAGUUAUGGAACAGGAGCAAUCAUGGCUGUUCCUGCACACGAUUCUCGUGAUUAUGAAUUUGCUUUGAAAUAUGAUGUUCCAGUUCGCUGGGUUGUGAUGCCGAAUGAUAAAAGUAUCAACGAGUCUGGAAAGGCUUUUUCAGGUGAAGGCAUUACUAUAAAUUCAUCAAAUACAUUGGUGGGGCUUGACAUUAAUGGCUUGUCUAGCAAAGAAGCUGCUUUAAAAGUCAUUGACUGGGCUGAGAAAAGUGGAAAUGGAAAGAUGAAGAUUAACUACAAAUUAAGGGACUGGCUUUUUGCUCGGCAACGUUACUGGGGUGAACCUAUCCCUGUCAUCUUCUUGGAUGACAGUGGUGAGACUGUCCCACUGCAUGAGACUGAACUGCCCCUUAUACUACCUGAAUUGGAUGAUUUUUCCCCCACUGGAACAGGGGAGCCUCCACUGUCUAAGGCAGUGUCUUGGAUGAAGACCACAGAUAGUUUAUCUGGAAGACCAGCUACACGGGAAACAAAUACCAUGCCACAGUGGGCUGGUUCAUGCUGGUACUAUUUGAGAUUUAUGGACCCAAAUAAUUCCAAAGAAUUGGUUGAUAAGACAAAAGAAAGGUAUUGGGGCCCUGUUGAUGUGUAUGUCGGGGGUGCUGAGCAUGCAGUUCUCCAUUUACUGUAUGCUAGAUUCUGGCACAAGGUCCUCUUCGACAUUGGUGUUGUAUCCACCAAGGAGCCCUUCCAAUGUGUCAUAAACCAGGGGAUUAUCCUUGGGGAGGUUCAAUACAUGGCUUGUAGGGAUCAAGAUGGAAAUCUGAUUUCUGCUGAUUCAACUGAUAUGUUGAAUGAACAUAAUCUAGACAGAAUUCCUGAGGAAAAGGUGAUGAAGUCCGGGGAUUCUUUUUACCUGAAAGAAAACCCUGACAUACGUUUAGUUGCCCGUGCUCACAAAAUGAGUAAAAGUAGGGGAAAUGUUGUUAAUCCUGAUGAUGUUGUUUCUGAGUACGGUGCAGAUUCUCUUCGUUUAUAUGAAAUGUUCAUGGGACCGUUGAGAGACUCAAAAACAUGGAGUACUAGUGGCAUUGAAGGUGUACAUCGGUUUUUAGGAAGAUCUUGGAGGCUGAUUGUUGGUUUACCUUUGUCUGAUGGCACAUUUAAGGAUAGAACUGUAUCAGUUGAUGAGGAGGCUACUAUUGAACAACUUCGUUGUCUUCAUAGAUGCAUUGCCAAGGUAACAGAGGAAAUUGAGGGCACACGGUUCAACACUGGAAUUUCUGCAAUGAUGGAGUUCCUUAAUGCAGCAUAUAAGUGGGAUAAACAUCCAAGAUCAGUUAUUGAGGCAUUUGUUUUGCUGCUUUCACCAUAUGCACCACACAUGGCUGAGGAGCUAUGGUCUCGGCUUGGGCACACAAAAUCAUUGGCCUACGAGCCUUUCCCUAAGGCAAAUCCUGCUUACUUAAAGGAUUCCAAGAUAGUCCUCCCAGUUCAGAUUAAUGGCAAGACAAGAGGUACUAUCCAGGUUGAAGAAACAUGUACAGAGGACGAUGCUUUCGCGUUAGCAUCUAGGGAUGAAAAGCUAUCCAAGUAUUUGCAAGGUCAAUCUGUCAGAAAGAGAAUUUACGUUCCGGGCAAGAUCUUGAAUGUUGUUUUGGACCAUAAAAACAUCAAGGUUGGUGUACAGUAGCUACUUUCAUACUGUGUACAUUUCUACAGGAAGCAACAGUCAACCUUCAAUUUUCUUAGCGCAUAACUUAGUAACGGCCCUGCAUCCACUCCCAAGAAGGUAGCUUUGGCUGGAGUUGUCAAGUUUGUUUUGGAUAGAAAGUGACAGCAAAGCCAAGUAUUCACCCCAUAUGACUGUUAAUAAUUUAUGUUCAAUUUUAAGAAGUGCAUAACUUAGGUAGUGUUUGAUACGGAGAGAGAAUCACUCCCUUUUGUGAAACGUUCUACUAUUUAAUCUGUCUGUCUUAUUCUACGUUAUAUUUAUAUGCUAUGUUUUAUCUCGUUGUAACACGUCUGCCAA
Gastrolobium bilobum is the source of this 3292-nucleotide messenger RNA. RefSeq names its product leucine--tRNA ligase, chloroplastic/mitochondrial. Gene Ontology annotation, biological process: leucyl-tRNA aminoacylation. NCBI's taxonomy places the organism in Eukaryota, Viridiplantae, Streptophyta, Magnoliopsida, Fabales, Fabaceae. Gene Ontology annotation, cellular component: cytosol. The record is from RefSeq and is a predicted model, not a curated record. Gene Ontology annotation, molecular function: leucine-tRNA ligase activity; ATP binding; aminoacyl-tRNA deacylase activity. The transcript has 20 exons. Bases 41 to 2953 code for a protein of 970 amino acids.